Fonsecaea erecta is the source of this 6516-nucleotide messenger RNA. RefSeq lists its product as hypothetical. Gene Ontology annotation, biological process: termination of RNA polymerase II transcription. The record is from RefSeq and is a predicted model, not a curated record. NCBI's taxonomy places the organism in Eukaryota, Fungi, Ascomycota, Eurotiomycetes, Chaetothyriales, Herpotrichiellaceae. Gene Ontology annotation, cellular component: nuclear body. Gene Ontology annotation, molecular function: helicase activity; zinc ion binding; transcription termination site sequence-specific DNA binding. Bases 1 to 6516 code for a protein of 2171 amino acids. The transcript is spliced from 2 exons.
AUGGCAGAGUUCGUAACAGCCUUACAAGAAAUCCAACGCUUACCUCCUGGACUCCAUCUCUUUUGCCCCCGGCAGAGCGACGAUGAUUUCGACAGAUAUGACGAUGCACCAAACCCCGACCCCAAUGACCCAGUCCGGUUUGCGAGAAUCGAGGAGACAAAGGAACGCCGGAAAAAAUUUGUAUCGUCCCUCCAACUCCUCGCCUUCGACGGGCCAGAAAGUGAGCAAUACCAACGUUUCAUGUGGGAAAUUUUGGAAGAAGCCUUGGGAAAAUGUGACAUUUGCAUACGGGAGUACUACAUUGCAAAAGUCGACUUGCUGAACGCUUUACGGGCGGACUAUGACGAGAACGAAGUUGCAGUCUUCUUCGACCUGAUCAAUCGGAGGGAUGUCCAGCGGAUAAUCCAGGGACUCGACGGCGCGGAUCAGACUCUGCGGAAUGUCCCAGAACAGAAGAGGGGCACUGCGGUCUUGAAUCCCAAAGAUCUUCACGCCUUGUUUGAGGCACUCGCUUCCCAGGCUUUCCUAGACAAUGAAGAUCAACUUCAGGCCCAUUUUGAUGGGCCCUUCAAGAUGAUACAGACGAAGAAGUCGCUGAAGACGCGGGAUGUCCUUCCUGCCGCCACUCAAUUUCUCUUUGACUCUAACACAGUCCGAGUGGUGUGGGCAAGUUCGAUUUGGAUGAGACUCAGUCGACAUCCCACGGAUCUUGAAUGGGAUUGGGCUGUGAAAGACUACCUUCAGAAGAAGCUUCAGACAGCAUCCGAUCCUCACGAUGUUGCGAAACUGUGGGGUGCUUUGAACCUCAUUGUCCAGAAGCUUGACGACCGAUUGAUCACGUACAAACUUUUCGAUCUCCACCCGAACAUAUGCACAACAGCGCUGAAUCACUUGGCCAAGCGGACAACCGCCGUGCCCUCUAUUCUUUCGACUCUCAAACAGAUCUUGGACAAAGCUCCGGAUGCAUUUUGGCAGGCUAUGGGCUCUAUCUCCUCGCAGACAAUCGUUGAGCAGAUCUUUGCAAGCCCUUCGUUUAACAAGGACCUCCAGGAAUCUACGGCAAGGGCUGGCGAGUCCACCCCGAAUGUCCUGUCUUGGAUCAUUUCACUGCUGGAAUCACUCAAGCCUGCCAAUCGGCCGCCCGCUUCACACACGCUCCUCAACCAGCUAUUCGAAAGAAUUGAUAAUGGCUCCCUCAGCCUUGCAGCAAGAAGGGCAUGCUUUGAGCAAGCUGUAAACGUGUUGCUAAAGACCGUAAUGAGUUUUUCCGGUGAGGAAGAGGACAGCCAACGUCCAAUCGAGCGGUUGGUCUAUCUUGACACAUUAAACCUGGUUGGCCAUCGUCUAGACGUGAUACUUCGACCUAGAGACCUGGCUCUUGCCGGAUCACUGCAGAAGGACACUCGGGAACAUGUUGUGAACCUCGUCAAAAACUCGAUCGCCUUGGAAUGUAAGUGUCUGAAGCUCGAUUUUGAGAAUCUCACCCGCAACGAAUCCCAUGGGCAGGACUCGAGUGCCUACACUCCAGAGAUUUGGACCUCUGUCAUUGACAAUCUACGGGAUGAUGAUCACCCGCUGUCCGCUGCGGCACUGAUAGGGAUCAUGUCUCUUCCUGGUCUGGAGCAAUUCCGCAUCAGAGAAGGCGACAGCAAGGCAAGAGAAAAAGAGUCAUACAACGCUAUCUUCGAAAAAGUAAACCAAAUGGUCAGCAAGCUGCUGGAGCGCAUAUCCGAAUUCCAACCAUCCCAUCUGGACUCCCUGUUCAGACAACAAGAUACGAGCAUGUCUCUAGUAGCCGCUCUAUUCUCACCACAUCAAGAGAUAUACCAAGCAUCUAUUGCUAUGGUCAAAAAUAUCAGUGGAGAGUCAGGCCGGAAGGAAGCUCUCGCCCAUUUGAUCACCGCUUUUCUCGGGACUACCAUAUAUGGUAUUUGCUGGUUGUUCAGGCGAGUGGCCAACUAUAAGACGUUUGCCUCGGUGCCCAGAAUGCUGAAGACAGGAAUGGAAAUCCUUGAUGUGCUUUGUAACCCAACAGAUGGCCUCUUACGACGCAUGGAGCUCUCUGGUCGAGACCUUAGAGCUGUACAGAGCUACUGGUCAUACCAAUGGAUCGCUCUCAAGACCAUAUAUGGCUACACGGAGCGCUGGUCCAUAGAGAUGCACAACAAGGAUCUGAUGAAGGAGGUCUGCCGCGACGCCAUGCAAUAUGCUCAACAGCUCUUCCAUGAAUACGACCUGUAUGCGAGCGUCUUGACAAAGCCAAAGCCUGAUAAAGCUGACGAGGUUCGAAUGAUCCUGCUGGACUCGGCUAGCGCCAGUGAGAAGAAUAUCGGAUCACCCUUGAGUACUCUCGAUACCAUGUGCAAAUGGCUGAGACUGAGAGACGAGUAUCUAGUUGACACACUAGUAUCACUGAUCUGCAACAUGCUGUACCAGCUCAAACGGCUUCGGGCCGUGGUGACCCAUAGUCAAGGUCUCGCAUACGUGGAAAAUGUGGCGACAGGAGGCAACGUUAGAACUAUGCUCUCAGCCUCGCAAAAAGCUAGAUUAGUACGGGCUCUGGAAGACUAUUUCGACCGCCAGAUCGGAAGACCAGCCAUCAAGAAGCAAGCUACACUUAACGUGGAGAAAUGGACCGACUCAGCUGCCGCCUCGAGAAUAUCCACCCCUGAGUUUAGGGACCAUGGCGCUGAUGAAUUUGGAGACGACGAAAUCGCCGAUGAGGACCUGAUCGAAAUCGCGAGCAAAACCCUUGAUACUCAUAAAGCAACUGUCACAGCCACGGACAAGAAGAAGAUCAAAUCUCUCCUCUUACAGCAACCGCCUGCGAAAGCGAAGGCCGCGCCUGUAUCCACAAUCGACAUUCAAGCAAAGAAGGCGCAGGAAGCGAGGACUUUCAUCGAGAACCGGAAGCGCGAGGAGGCUGCCCGAAAACUCCGUGACAAGGAAGCUGCUCUUAAAUUGAAAGGCAAAACCGGAAUUGGUGCUCAGACGAGUGGUCAAGGCUCUGGACUUGCUGGGCUGGGUGUGGUAGGCAAGGAUCAUUCGGCCGGUCCAAACAGUCUCAUGGUGUCCAGCGAGUCUGAAUUCGAUUCAGAUUCAGAUGACGAAUUGUUUGGUAUCCAGCCGAGAGAUCCUACGGUUCGCGACCGGCUUGGACAGAGCAAGCCCGUGCGGGCUGGUCCUGUGCGGAAGAUCAAGCAACAACGGACCCAGAAGGACAUUCGUGCUCGACUUGCUCCCGAUCUCGGCGAUUUGCACCGCACGAUUCUUGGCUGGGAUUUUUUCGCGGAGACAGAUACGCCUCCCAAUUCAACCAAGGAAGACUACACCCUCGUUACAGACACGUUUCGAACUGCACAGGACUACCAGAAGACGUUUGAACCACUUCUGCUCUUAGAAGGCUGGCAGAGUUUUCGUGCGGCACGGGAGGACGGCAACUUCAAAGCCUUUGAGGUCAAAGUUGCCAACUCGCUGAUCGUGGACAGCUUCUUUGAAAUUAAUUCGGUGAUGUCUUUCGCGGAAGGUAAGGAUCUCGGCAUUGGAGUCUCGGACGUUGUUUUGUUGUCAAAGGCAAGCAGACCAGAUCAAGACCCUAGCGAGCCACACUGUUUAGCCCGGGUCAAAGAGAUAUUGAGGAAGAAAGGAGAAGUCCAAGUUGUCUAUCGGGUGAACGCAGCAAACAACCCCCUAAGAUCAUUUCUGAACGACAAAGCAGUGGUUUAUGGUGUACAAAUUCUGUCGCUGACACCGUUGGAGAGAGAGUAUGGUGCACUGAUGGCAUUACAGUACUACGACCUGUGCGGCGAGAUAAUCAAGGCUCAGCCGUCUCCCAUUCUCGACUAUGCCGAAGAAGUGCUCCAGCCGAUUAAGGCGACUUACGGUGUGAACUUCGCGCAAGCCAAAGCUGUAAAGUCCGCCCUUGACAAUGACGCCUUCACUUUGAUUCAGGGUCCUCCAGGCUCCGGCAAGACCAAAACCAUCUGUGCACUCGUGGGUGCCAUGUUGACGGGCUUCGUCAAGAAUCAAAACAACAGUGCUGCAAGAUCGAGUGCAAUUCCUGGUGUAUCACGGCCACCGGCAUCCAGCAAGAAGAUCCUGGUUUGUGCUCCCAGCAAUGCAGCCGUUGACGAGUUAGUGAUGAGAUUCAAAACCGGGGUUACAAUGUUGGACGGGACACUCGAAAACAUCUCAGUCGUCCGCUUGGGUCGCAGUGAAGUGAUCAACAGCAAUGUCAAAGACGUUACGCUUGAGGAACUGGUCAAUGCUAAGCUCAGUGCUGCCGCACCCAAGGGUCCAGGGGAGGACAUCCAUGGAUUAAUGAUGCAGCAUAAAGGGGUCUCGGAAGAACUGAGAAAUCUCCGUGACUCAAUUCAAGACCGGCGAGGCAAAGGUCAAACAGUGCCCACGAGCGAUGAACAGCUGAUGGACGCGCUUCGACGGAAGCAGAACGGGCUGGGCAGCAGAAUCGACGAGCUGAGAGAGAAGCAGAACACUGCAUCUCGGGACGUGGAACUCAGUCGAAAACGAAUUCAACAGGAAAUUCUGGAUUCGGCACACGUUCUCUGCGCGACUCUGAGUGGAAGCGGACAUGAACUAUUCCAGGGCCUCAACAUCGAAUUUGAAACUGUCAUUAUCGAUGAGGCUGCACAGUCAAUUGAGCUGUCGGCAUUGAUUCCUCUCAAAUAUGGAUGUUCAAAGUGCAUCCUCGUGGGAGACCCGAAACAAUUGCCACCUACGGUUCUAUCGCGGAAAGCGGCCAAAUUCCAAUACGAGCAGAGUUUGUUCGCCCGGAUGGAGAACAACCACAAGAAAGACGUACAUCUCCUGGACACGCAAUAUCGUAUGCACCCAGAGAUCAGUCUCUUCCCGAGCAAGACAUUCUACGACUCUCUGUUGAAGGAUGGCGCAGAUAUGGCUAAGCUUCGCCGAAGACCGUGGCACCACAGUGAGAUUUUCGCGCCUUAUCGCUUCUUUGACGUCCAGGGCAUGAGCCAAGCCUCAACUAAGGGGCACUCGCUGGUCAACGUUGCCGAGAUCAACGUCGCAAUGCAACUGUACAGGAGAUUGACGACAGACGUCCACAAAUAUGACUUUGCUGGGAAAAUUGGCAUCAUCACUCCAUACAAAGGACAGCUGAACGAACUGAAACGGCGCUUCAGGGAUCAAUAUGGCGAAGCUAUCAACUCCAGGAUUGAUUUUAACACCACAGAUGCUUUCCAAGGCCGAGAGAGCGAGAUCAUCAUUUUCUCUUGUGUCAGAGCUUCAACCCAGGGUAUUGGUUUCUUGAACGACAUUCGCCGUAUGAACGUGGGUCUGACCCGUGCCAAAUGCUCACUUUGGGUUUUGGGUAAUUCGCAAGCACUAAUGCAAGGCGAGUACUGGCGAGCCCUGGUCACAGAUGCCAAAGCCAGGAAUUUAUAUACCGAUGGCGACCUUGCCAGGCUGCUGGGCCGGCAGCUGUUGACAGAUGACAUGAUGAAGGACGAUGUCGAAAUGCUCGACUACAGUGAAUCGCCUGCUGAAAUCGUCAAAUCUUCCACCAUGGCUGCAAGACCAUUUAGUAACAAGACGGAGUCGAAAGAACCAUCCCCAGCACCCAGGAAAGAACCGAAAGACGCAUCUCGACCAACCGGUCCCUCAAAUCAAGCUGUCCCGACCCCUUCCAGGCCAGGAAGCGCUCUCUCCAGGCAUUCUCCAGCGUCUUCGGUUACUCGACCAGAGCCGAAGCGGCAGGACUCGGCACAAUUCGGGGGAAGGCGAGAUCUCGCCAGAGCCGAUAUCAGAACCGAACCACGUCCUGCCGAACCGCGGGAGAAGGCGCUGGUGAUGAGGGUUGAUUCCAGUGGAUACGAUCCUUCGGGGGGCGCCAAUGGCCUCAACGACCUCCGUAACUGCACAAUAUGCGGAUCCUAUGAGCAUCGCACGGCCAACUGCGACAAUGAAGAAGCUCUGGCUGGGUCAAUCGGGACCUGCCAUAGAUGUCAGUACCCUGGUCACACGGCCGUAAACUGCACUGAACCUCGAUGUAUCUCUUGCGGCGAAGUAGGUCAUGCCACCGAUGACUGUACGGCAUCUCUAAAUAAGAGACUCGACAAGGCGCAACAAGAGAGGGUGCGGAGAGAAGAGAUCCGGUAUGGUGAAAGAAGAGACAGAGCACGCCAGCAUCGAGCCGAGAAACAACUUGGUGAACACGGCGCGCAGAUUCCCGCCGUCAAGAGCUCAGUCCCGAGUCUGGAGACCAAGAGAAAGCGGGACGAGUCCUCUGGCAGCGAGUCCACGAGAGCUAAGGUACCGAAAGCCAUGCUCGACAACAGAUCUGCAUCUGGCAAGGUCAACCCAAACAGAGAACCGUCAGCUUUGCCUCCGAGACCCGAACGGCCUCCGCGAACGGGACCAGCGGCUCUUCCACCAAGACCUCCCGGUGGCCGUCCUCCUGCGAUGACGACCAACGUACCACCGACGGUGAGGAAGAAGAAGACCAACGCUAAUGACAUGUUUGUGAAACGAAGAUGA